AUGAGAAAUCUGAAUGAGAUAUAUCCAACUUGUAAUUUCUGUCAAUUGGAACCAGAAGAUUCCAAUGAAGCUAUGAAUAAGGUUGCUUGGAAGAAAGCAAUGCAGGAUGAAAUCACCGUCAUUAAGAAGAAUGCCACUUUGGAACUAACUGAGGGACUAAGUGAGAAACCUGUUAUAGGGGUAAAGUGGGUUUACAAAACAAAAUUGAACUUGGAUGGAUUUGUGCAGAAGAACAAGGCUAGGUUGGUUGCAAAAGGCUACUCACAGCAACCUGGGGUAGAUUUCAAUGAGACAUUUGCCCCAGUUGCUAGAUUAUACACCAUUAGGACCCUUAUUGCUCUUGCAGCACAAAAAGGGUGGAAAUUACACCAAUUGGACGUUAAAUCAGUUUUCCUAAUUGGAUAUUGA
Malus domestica (apple) is the source of this 408-nucleotide messenger RNA. RefSeq lists its product as uncharacterized. NCBI's taxonomy places the organism in Eukaryota, Viridiplantae, Streptophyta, Magnoliopsida, Rosales, Rosaceae. The record is from RefSeq and is a predicted model, not a curated record.